AUGAAUAGCCCUUUAACUUCAAUACCCGAUUUUCAAAGGUUCAUAGAGAUUUUACCAAAUAUCUAUCGAGCAACAUUUAGUCAAAAUUAUGCAAAACUAUCAUAUCCGAUCAACGUAUUUCUCAUUCACAUUCCCACAACUAAUGAUUGUAUUUUACUCGAUACAUCUGAUCCAACUAAUGCUAAUCAUCUCUUGAAUGCACUUUCCACUCAUUUCUCUUCUCAUCCAAAUUAUAAUUUAAAAUAUAUUGGACUAACUAACGAUAAUUAUGAUCAUACAGGCUCUAUAACCAAAUUAUUAAAGGAUUAUAAACAAGUUCAAGUGCUAUUGGGAGAAUCAAAAGAUGGAAAUUUGUUAAAAGAUUUGUGUAGAAAAGAUGAAAUUGCGGAUAGAUGUCAGAUUAUUAAACAGGAUGACGAAGGAGAAUUUGAAUUUUAUGACAUCCUUAAACCAAUAUUUACAUUUGGAAAUCCAUCAGGUUCCCUUUCAUAUUUACAUAUUCCAACAAAUUCGGUUUUUAUUGGAGAUUUGAUCAUGAACAUUUCAUAUUUAUCAUAUCCAUCUAUUACGCUACCAUUAGCUUUAACAAAAGUUCAGUUAAACAAUGUUAAAUUAGCCAUAACUCAAAUUUUUCAAUUAGAAAAUGUCAAACAUAUCUUCCCUUCUCAUGAUUAUAGUCAUAAUGGUGUUGAAAUUGAUUUGUUUAGAGAUUUCGUGAAAAAUUCUUAUUUAUAA
Messenger RNA from Funneliformis caledonium, 735 nucleotides. Lineage: Eukaryota; Fungi; Glomeromycota; Glomeromycetes; Glomerales; Glomeraceae. The record is from the annotation of a GenBank genome assembly.